This is a messenger RNA of Neoarthrinium moseri, 1539 nucleotides long. RefSeq lists its product as uncharacterized. The record is from RefSeq and is a predicted model, not a curated record. Lineage: Eukaryota; Fungi; Ascomycota; Sordariomycetes; Amphisphaeriales; Apiosporaceae. The transcript has a single exon. Bases 1 to 1539 code for a protein of 512 amino acids. Gene Ontology annotation, molecular function: pyridoxal phosphate binding; L-2-aminoadipate:2-oxoglutarate transaminase activity; aromatic-amino-acid:2-oxoglutarate transaminase activity. Gene Ontology annotation, biological process: L-tyrosine biosynthetic process; aromatic amino acid catabolic process.
AUGAAAAUCAAGGAAUCAAUUGCGCUUGUCCAAGAGAAACGUUCUCGCGAUGGCCCACUUCCUAUUGAGGUCGCUCCCUACACUUGCUCGGAUUUCUUCAAAGUUCAGAAGCGUGGAACCAAGCCGAAAGCAGUCAGAUGGGACCACCGCCUCAGUCUAGAAAGCCGCAACCUACGAACUUCACCAUUGAAGGCUGCAUCUCGUGCAAAUCAGGGUGAUAUUAUCAGCCUAGGAACCGCUCGGCCAACUCCUGAAUAUUAUCCUUGGGAUGUCUUGACGAUGCAAUGUCGGAGCACCGCCGCAAGCUCAGGGAACGAACAGCAACAAUCAUCAUCCAUGUCUUGCUUGGAUGGAGAAAGUGGCUAUGACCUCGGUAUCGCUAUGAACUACGGCUAUUCCACGGGAUCACCACAGGUACUGCGUUACGUCACUGAGCAUAUCGAAAUGGUCCACGAUCCCCCGUACGACGACUGGGAGAGUUGUCUAACAUGUGGGUCGACUUCGGCCCUAGAUAUUACUCUGCGGAUACUCUGCAAUAGAGGCGACGCCGUCCUUGUUGAGAAGUAUACUUAUUCAGGCACUCUGGGAACUAUCCACGCUCAGGGCCUCCACACCGUGGGCAUCGAAAUGGAUCAAUUUGGGUUGGUGCCCGAGGAUUUGGACCAGCAACUGGACACUUGGGAUUCUGACAAAGGGCCCAAACCUUUUGUUCUCUACAUGAUCCCAACCGGGCAAAACCCAACGGGAGCAACCCAGAACCUGACCCGACGCAAAGAAAUCUACAGGAUUGCAGUUAAGCAUGACCUCUACAUUCUUGAGGACGACCCUUAUUAUUUUUUGAACAUGGAACGAGCCGGAUAUAAUGGCACAACUCCGCAGUCAUUGACUUUAGACCCGGACGAUUACCUUCAGCAUCUGCCUACAUCAUAUCUGUCGCUUGACACCUCUGGCCGUGUGCUUCGAAUAGACACGACGUCUAAGAUUUUGGCUCCCGGCCUCAGAUGCGGCUGGAUUACCGGCUGUUCGCAGAUCGUGAACAAAUUUGUGUCUUAUUCCGAGGUUGGGAUUGCAGCACCGGCAGGGCCAUCGCAAGUCAUGCUGUACAAACUGUUAGACGAAACAUGGGGGCACGAGGGAUUUAUCAAGUGGCUAAACUCGCUAUCUGAAGAGUAUCGUCAGCGGCGCGAUAUGAUGAUUGAGGCCUGCAUGAAUUCCCUCCCUCUGGAAGUCUGUCAUUGGGAAACUCCAGCCGCAGGUAUGUUCAUCUGGGUGGUGGUUAAGGCCACCAAGCAUCCAGAGUUUGGACAACACAUCAACGGGGAAUUGUCUCAGAAAACACUUCUCCAUAUCGAAGGCGAAAUAUUUAAGAAAUGCCAAGAGAACGGGGUUCUAGUCAGUAAGGGCAGUUGGUUCAGACCGGAGGGUCAGGAGCUACAAGAUCUGUGUUUCCGCUUGACGUUUGCUGCUUCAUCAAAAGACGUGCUUUCUCAAGGCAUCACACGUUUUGGUAAAGCGCUGCGCUCCGAGUUUGCUAUGUAG